Molecule: messenger RNA, 4437 nt
Organism: Drosophila virilis
Lineage: Eukaryota; Metazoa; Arthropoda; Insecta; Diptera; Drosophilidae
Source: RefSeq, a predicted model, not a curated record
AUAUUCUUAAUGCACACUACAUUUUUGUUGCUUAACAUUUGUAUUUUUAAUAUAGAAAAUUAAAUAAAAACUAUUGAAUAUUAAAAACUCAUACAACUACAACAAAUAUUAAAAUAAUAACAAAACAGCACCAAAAGACACCGAAUAAGAAUCAAAUUAAAAACAGUUUUUGCAUUUAAACCUUUGUGCACUGAAAAACAACGAAGCUGAUUUAACUGUAAAGCAAAAAGUUAACUUUUAUAUUAGGUCUUUAAAGACGGUAGAUCAGUCAAUUGUUCAGCUAGACGAGAUCGAGAAUUAUAUAGUUUAUAUGCUAUAUAUAUAUGCAAAGCUGUUGGAAAUAAUCUAGUUCUUUAUAUUGAAAACUAUUUGGAAUUGAAACUUGUCCAUAUUACGUAUUGAUGAAAAGAGCUAAGAUUGAUAUAAUUGUUUACUUUUUGAAAAGUGUUUAAAUUUCAAACAAAACAAGCCCGGAAAAUGAUCAUAAUAAAAAUGUAACAUAAAAUAAACACUUGUUAAAUUUUAGGCUUAUGCAAUUAAGAAUGUUGAAGUCGAUUGUGAUCGACUGAGCGAUACCCUGUGCGUAGCUAAAAUACGCUUAAAUACUGAAUGCUUGCAAUUUUGAUUGUUCGAUUAAUUGUUACUCAAUAUCUGAGCAUAAAAUUAAUUAGCUUUAAGACUUGGUCGACAGCAGCACGUGGCGCAAGGUACCCAAAAUCGUGGACUGUGUUGUGACUCUCAAAUUGAUUUGCCACAGUUGUGCUAUCAGCAGGUCCCACACAAUGUCUGAUCGCAAAUUUCAUUGGAGACGGUCAAAGCAGUUGGCAUUUCAAGCAAUUGAACCAGCCUAUGGGCCAAUUCAGGUAACCUCCGAGUCAAUGCGCUUGCGACGCGCUCUUGAGGCCAUUGCCGGCCCACUCAAUCAAUGGUGGUGAGGGUCUGGAGAGCGGAUCGUGUUAUUGGCUUGUCAUAUUUAUGCGACAGUUUCGAAAGGCUUUGUUUGUCCGUUGCCGUGCAGACGUGGGAAUGUCUAGGUAAUCCUUGACUCAAAGCUUGCAGCGCAAGCGUUUCCAAUUUGUAGUGGAUUGCAGAAACCCUCCAGGAAACCCGCUGCCUCAACCAAUUAGCGCAUGACAAGCAGCAGCGAACUCGAGAGCCAACAAUAGUGCCCGACCACAAGAUGACUUGCUACCAAUUCAGUGCAUACCACAAGCUGCCCACUACGCGCUGACCAUUUGUCUGGGCCAGUUGUGGCCAGUUGUGGCUGUUGUGGCCAAGGUCGACGGCGAUUCAAAAUAAUUAAUCUCUUAAUUGUCAUCAGCAUCGUCUCGUCAAUGGGAUGCUGUGUGCACGCUGAUGUUGCAUCUUGCUCAAGGUCAGCGGGGGCAGCAAUAGAAGCUCGCCAGAAGCUGCUGCUCCGUUUUGUGGUUGAGGUUUCCGCUCGUGUAAUUGGUAAUGUAAAACCAUUUUUGGGCCAUUGUGUAAUCCGCGAUAAUUACAAUUACAUUUACAAGAGCUGCUUUGUGUAUCGCAUUUCAAAUGUUUCGUCUUUGGCUGCGGCUCGUUUGUAGGCCAUUCUUAUCGAGACUAUCUGCAUAGAAACUUUCACCAACUUGGUAUACUUUAAACGCGCAUAAAUACAUUUCGGAUGUUUGUCUAUGAGCUGUCAUUUUUAUAUGACAUGCAAUUGGAAUUUUAAGUGCAGACGCUUGCGAGUGUUUCGGGUACUCGAAUACAUAGUUAUGAAUGCGGAUCGAAACGUGUUUAGCUAGCAUUUCGGAAAAGCGAACUUCUCAGGCCACAAAUCAUUUCACUUUCACAAGCCUCUCAAGGUCCAAAAAAAAAUGUAAAACAACCCCAUCAAUUUUCUAACAAAGCAAUCGAAUGAAAACAACAAAAAUUAAAACCCUUCAGCAGCCAAGUGCCUGAGCAAGAGCCACAUAAAUUAUACAAAUACUUAUUAUAAUAACAAAAACAAUCAAUAAAUUUAAAAACAUUAUAGCAAAUUGUUAACUGAAGCGCAAUCAACAACAAACUACAAGUGUACACAAAAACAAAAGCCCAAAAAAAAAAACAAUGGCAUUCACUUUCAAAAGAAGGGGAACAAAAUAACAAAACGAUUGACUACAAAAUUGCCCAGUCCAAACAGAAAAAAAAAUAAAAACUAUUGUAAUUAUGCAUAACAAAGAUAUUGGCAAGCCAAAUAUUGAAAGUCUCAAGUGAAGUAGCGCAUCCAAUCGACCCGAACGAUUGAGUUCAUCAUCGACGCCAACUUGGCCAGCUUAACAAGAAGAUUAAUUAAUUACUUUGGUCAAAAUGUGUGUGUAGUUUUUUGUUUUUUUUUUUGUUUCUUGUUGGGCUUAAACAAAUGAAGCGCAAAAUAUUAAAUGGCAACUAAUUUGGCAGUCGAGCUUUAAAGUAAAAGCCAUAGGAAAUGUCUGUAGAUCGCUCAACAAAUUUGCAGCCGCUUUAUACCCUGUAAUUCAAAAUGGGUAUAAAGAGGGAGUUUGAAUUACAGUUUUCGAGAUGUGAUAUUUAAAACUUCAGAUUCUCGCUCUAAUAAACUAUCUUGUAGUUCACUCUCAUUCAAGGUGACUCGUCGGAGAACUUACUCUGUUCUUCAGUAUUUAUGCUGACAAUAUAAUACUCUUGAGCAUAUAUAAAUUUAUUAAUAUUUAAAAAGGAAUAUAUGUUAAAUUAACUCAGACAUCGACAAGCUUUAUUCCCUGACAUAUAGUAUAAUUAAUUUUAACAGGGUAGCAUUAAGCUGAUCAUAAUCUCAUGAAAAUUAGAUGCAUCUGUGAGUUCGCAUAACUUAUAAGUUAGCUCAGCCGAUAAUCCAAAAACUGGAAGUUUUUAAGGGAUAUCUGUCUGUCUGACUAAUAUAGCUCUUACUAUUUUGUAUUUUGGGCAAUCUUCAGAUUAUGGCAGCAACAACAUGAUGAUGAUUGUCGUGCCAGGCAACCACGUGAUGUUUGCAGCUUGCUGAGUGUUGUUGUCGUCGUCGUCGUCGGCAGCAGCAGCAGCAGAGGAAAGAGCAGAGGCAACAGCAGAGGGCACCUGGUGUUGGGCACCCGCCACAGAUCAGCGCGCUUUGUGCAUUUGCAUUCAUUAUGUUUGGCACCGUCGUCGCGACCACAACGCCACCGCACAACGCAGUUGCUCCACUCGCAGCUGGAAGAUCAUCGACAGACAGUUGGAUUCUUAAGCUCAUUUUCAGCACGUCAUUCAAUUUCGGCGAGUGUGUGUGUGCAUGUGUUUGUGUGUGUUGCAAUUUUUGGCGCAUUGAAAAAUAUGUUUGAAAUGUGGAUUUGUGUACCGAACUGCUAACACUUGUUUGCUGAGAACUAGAGUUGUGCCAGGUCGAUUGACUUGACCUUUAGCUGAAAUUCUAUUCAAAUUGUUUGAGAAGAAACAACUUGAUAUGUUGUCACCACAUGUCUUGCACAUAAUUGUGCUGAUCUGUUUGAGCGCUGCUGUCUUUAGCGAAGAGUCGACAUAUGCGGAACGCAACCACAAGAAACGUCAAAUCUAUCGUGAGCAAGUGCUGCCGCAUGCGGGCGGCAAGAUACCCGACACCGCCUUUGAGACGGAUCGUCUGUUCUUGAACCGUCUGCAAAAGGAGGGCAUCUCAGUGCCGGAUGGCAUUGUGCCCGAACAACGGAAUCCGCAGGUAUAUCAAUACUAUAACAAGCCCAUGCGCACCGUUUAUCAUAUUGCGCUCAGCUCUGAUGGACGCUAUACGCCGCGAGAAGGUCGCUAUCAUUACCGCCAGGUGCCCACCGUGGAGACCACCUAUCUGUAUCCGCAGGCCGUGGGUCGUACGUAUGUGUUGGUGCCGCCCAAGCAUGCAUUGCCCGCCUACCGUCAACUGCAGCUGCAUAAUCCGUUGCUUAAUCAAGUGAAAUUCCAGCCCAAGAAAGCGCCCAAUUUUCUGGAACUGGCACCCACCGUGGGCAAGAGUCAUGCAUCCAGCCCAUCCAAGGCGCAGUCUUAUCAAAAUGUGAAUCUACUGCAUGGCCAAGCGCUGCCCGCCUUCAAGAAAACCGCCGGUGGAAGCAAGACCUAUGUGGAUAGCUAUGGCAAAACUCAUCUCUUUAGCGAAUUUGACGAUUUGCUUAACAAACUCGAUUUGAAUCCAGCAGGACAAAAGUUGUAUUAGUUUCACUAAGUUAGAAAGACCAUUUUUUAUAGAGCCUAAGUUUAGUAGAAUACGAUUCAGACAGAAAUUUCCUUUGCGGCAAUGCCUGCAUAUCCAACAAUUAUGAGCCAUACAUCUGUUCGAUUUUUAAAAACAAUUUCCCCCUUUUAUUAUAACAGCCAAUCAUACCAUAGUUAAUAACUAUUUGUUGUGUACAAUUUGUAAUUUAAGUAACGUUGAAAUUUGUUAAGCGUAAAGAAAUAUCUUGCUUGCAAAAUAAACUGCAAUGUAAUGCA